This is a messenger RNA of Megalopta genalis, 4199 nucleotides long. NCBI's taxonomy places the organism in Eukaryota, Metazoa, Arthropoda, Insecta, Hymenoptera, Halictidae. The record is from RefSeq and is a predicted model, not a curated record.
GUGUGUGGGUCGGGUAAACGCCACCCUCCGCGACGGGGUGUGUGCGUGUGUGGGUGCGUGUGGCGGCGCACCAACCGCCCCCGGGGGUUUCCCUUCUUCGUUGGUCGUCGCGCAGUCGAGCAACCCCGUGCUGCUCGACAGCUCAGUUGCCCAUCGCCGCGACGACGACACAGUUGCGCCACGACGACAGACAGACAGACAUCAUCCGUACCGGGACAGAGCCCCGAGCAAAGUUGGACACACGCCACGCCGUUGUUCGCCGUCGUACGCCGUCGCAGAUCCUCGUAUCCUCGUUCCGAAGGUACCGCCGACCAAGGUGCUUUUGGCCAGGUCGCGCGCAGCGAGCGCCGGAGGUUCGAGGAAUCAUCAUCGGGAAAUAAUCGGUGUCCACGCGGUCCGAUCAUCGGCCGCGCGCUAUUAUAGGAUACCCGGCGUCGAGAAACCGCGGGGUCGGCGGGUCCGACGGAUCCGGUGACGUGUGCUACGCGAACGAAGUUCCCGCGGUGUUCAGUACCCAUGAAGACCGUCGAGCGGGAGUCACAGUGAAACGGAAAAGAGGACGAUCGCCGGACCUAUAGCUGGCUAAUGGGCCGAGUUAGCUGAUACCGACGUGGAUCCGUAAUCCCCGGCGGCAGCGGAGGCGGAGGAGGAGGAGGAGGAGGAGGAGGCGGAGGAGAAGAAGAAGAUCGGCCAGGCUGCGCCAGUGGCUUCCCGGAGGUGGCAGCGCCGUGCCAGGAGAAGACUCUGUUGCCCUUGAAAUUCGAUCCCCGCGCGAGUAGAAUGAAAGGAAGCGGUUCCACGAAUCUCCGCGCGCAUCGCUGAGCUCCGGGGAGAGUUUUGUUCGGUGAAUGAGCCCGUCACGUGCUAUCGUUCCCCUGAAUAGAAUUCCCGGGCAGAGAUAAUGUUCUAGUUGUCGUCGGAACGGGUUCGCCGAGCAACUGUACCCGGUGGCGGCCGUGGAACGCGGGAAUAUCUGUACCUGAUCACAACGAAAGCAUCCGUUCAACGAAGAAGACAGUCUUCAGGACCGGGGGAGAAACAGUGCGAAUGUUAGAGACGCGUAGUUGAUAGACAGUAGAAUUGUGUUCUCCAGUGUGAAAGCGAAACGGAGAAAAGGGGGUGUUUGCUCGAUCGGCGGAGGAACAGGGAGCCUGGUUUGUUCCCGGAGUCGUCGCUCGCGUUGCCGUCGCUCGCCGCGACAGCCAGCAGCCGAGCUCCGCUUGCCAUUCUCGUCGCGGCGGAACGCGAGCUUCUCGCUCUAUACAACGAAGAUCGAUCGAGGGCACGACACAGUAAGCACUAUAUUAAUCUACGCCGCUUAACGAUCACGCCGAUCCGAGGUGUUCGUUCCCCGAUGAUGGAGAUCUAUGAGGACACCUAGGGCCGCCGGCGGGUGUCCAAACGAGCGCCGUGUCUUGCUCCGCUCAGCAGCGCGAACUAGCUCUCGUAUAUUUUUGCAAGCCGAUCGAGCCGAGGGACGCUCUGCGACGGGCCUACGUCGAAAUCAUCGCCAGUCCGGAGAAACGGAAGCUGGCCGCGGGAGGACAUCGGAAGCGUCGCUAUCGCUCGCAGCAAACCGUCGGAUGGCGCGUCGACAGUAAUGCCAGGGCCUAGCCGCUCGAAACGCUGUUUCGCUGUUUCCUCGCGUCGAUCGAUCGUCGGCCGCCGAUCAUCGUCCCCGUGCAUCGAACACACCCCCGAAUCGAUCAACGAAUACGCAGAAUCCUCAUUGUUCUCGCCGCCGCGCCCCAUAUAGUUCCUAAUAAGCGUCGCCCGCGGAGGAGCAGUCGCGCGAACGCGAAACGAUCCGCGACGCCGAGAAAUCUUUUCGCGGCGGAGAGAAGCGGCGGAUCGGAUCCCGUCGAUACACAGCGAAAUUCACCACCGGGACAUCGUGAACGCGGGAGGAUGUUGUUUUAAGCGUGCCGGAUCCCACGACGAUAGUACAAAGAUGCCGCAGCGAUCGCCGUUCGCGAUCCAGGAGCUGCUGGGCCUGAACGGCGCCGGAAACGGAAGCGGCACCGAUCGCGGUUCACCCCAGGCGUCGCCGCCGGCCGGCGUCUCGGCGGUCUCGUACGCGCCAACGGCGCCUCAUCACAAGCUAUGGGACUACAUGCCCAGCCUGACGAACCAUCUGGGCAAUCUGGGGAAUCUUGGGAAUCUGGGCAACCUCACGGCCUCCAGGAUGGCCUACCUGAAUGCGCAGGCGGCCGUCGCCGCUGCCUUCCUGCCGCCGCCCCACCCCCACCCCGCGCACCAUGUACCUCAUCAUCAGGUACAUCAACCGGGACAACUUCCGGCCUCGCCUGCCGGCGUCAACGUGCAUCCGGCGGCACACGCGCAGCACGUACUUCCGGGCACCGCCGUCACCGUGAAUCAUCAUCAGCACAGUCCGAAUCAGCACACACCACCCCAUGGAUUCUCUCAGUCGAAGGGCUCCUUCUCAAAUCCUAGUCCAGGAGUGGGGCACAACAUAGAUUCAGGAAAGGAUUUCACGGUCGACGGUCUCUCCGGUUUCAGCAAAAAGAAGAAGAAGAAGCGCCGUCAUAGCUCCAGGACGAUCUUCACGUCGCAACAGCUGGAGGAGCUGGAGGCAGCGUUCAAAGAGGCCCAUUAUCCUGACGUCUAUGCUCGCGAGAUGCUCAGUCUCCGAACCGAUCUGCCCGAAGACAGGAUACAGGUGUGGUUUCAAAACCGGAGAGCAAAAUGGCGCAAAACCGAGAAAUGCUGGGGCAGGAGCACCAUAAUGGCGGAGUACGGGCUCUACGGAGCAAUGGUGCGACACUCCUUGCCGCUUCCAGAAACCAUCCUGAAAAGCGCCAAGGAGAACGAGUCGGUGGCGCCGUGGUUGUUGGCUCAAUCAUCUAAGACGAGCAGCUUUAGUCAAGAUAUCGAAAAUAAUCAAGAACUGAUUGACUGUGGCCCCGCAGGGAUGCACCGGAAGUCAAUCGAAGCGGCGGAGCAUCUCAAGUCUGGCGGCGAGGACAGUGGAAAUGACCACAACGGAAGCGGAAGCAGCCCCCAUCACAGCCAUCACCAAGGCGGACCGACUAGCUCGGAGAGCGGACAAGAAAGCCAGGAUGGUAUAGGACCUUCCUCCUCGUCAGGGAUCGUCCAAGACACGGAGCAGCUGAGGAACGAGAGCAUCGCCUGUCUGAGGGCGAAAGCGCAGCAGCACCAGCUCCAGCUGAGCCUGCAGCCAACGGCGGCGCCGACCAGCGCGGCGUAUCCAGCAGGUCCUCAGACGAGCACGCUGCACGCCUCGGUUUAAUCACCGUUUCGCCUCGUUUCCCGCGAGCCGACCAACCUGGGAAACGUUCGCGAUACCUGAGACAGUCUGCUUCCGGCUGAGGAACCGCGGCGGACUCGGCGACCGGUUCGGCACCUGUAACCCUCGGUCCUCGUCUUCAGCGUCUUUCGCCGAUCCCGGUCGAGAUAGUCGACGAAUGUUGCGUCCACCGGGAUACGUGAAACGCGCGUCGAGUCUUCUCGAGUCCUCGAAGAGGAUGACGGAUUGGGCCGGAGGGAUCGGGCCGGACGGGGACCGUCAGAGAGAGAGCCGGACGGGGAAUAAUCGCCGGGGUGCCGCCCUCGGAGGGUGUCGCGUGGCAGAAUUCGAAUCUCGGAGACUGAAUCAGGGUAAAAAAAAAGAGAACAGUCUGGUGGAGCUGCCUACCGGUAAUGUACAAACGGCGCACACUACAUGCACAACGAACACGCCGCCAUGAUCGGGCUGGCGUCAUCGAAGCGAUCGCGAGUAUCGCGCUGGGCCUACGCUGUUCUCGCGUUUCGCGUUUCUUGUUCCCGAGCCCCGGGCAACGGGGUACGGGGAACGGGGAACGGAACGAGCAACGAGAAUCACACGCUUCGUAGUAGUCGGUCCUCAUCAACGAAACGGUGGCCUACGGACGGCCGGCACGAAUGGGGCGGAUCAUCGAUCGCGGACCGAGGAUACCGCCUCCGCCCGCUCGAACCUCCUCUCCGAAUCGCGAACCGUGUCCUCUCGCGUCCCGAGGAGACCCGCGGAGACCCGAUAACUAAUUAGAAAGCUGUAGCCGCUUUGAUAGACCGCGUGCCUGCGUCGAGCACGCCGCACGCAAUCCGUAUCGCGCGUUAGAGGGCGCGUUCGUGACGGAGCCGCGACGAGUCGGAGCGAAACGAAGACUAGAGCGAAGCAAGCUAAAGCGAAGCACGCUAGA